GAGCGAGCCGAGACGCACGAAGUUUAGAUACGCGUGUUGCGAACGGAAGUGCGCGCGCAGACGGCGCGGUGUGUGCUGUAAAUAAGCGUUUCGGAAGGAGAGAGAUUUUGGGACAUCAUUUUGAGGCAGCUGUUAAAGAAAAUAAAGGAAAAGCGUCUGGCAACUUGGUACAGUAAACAAAACGUUUUUUUUUUCCUGGAAGUUUUUUUUAUAGACUAUUAAUUUCUCAGGGCUUUUCGUUAAUAUUUACGGAACGCACGAGAUGUUUGGACAGUGUGCGCUAUAAAGUGUGAUCUCAUAUCUUUACAUAUAUAUAUGUACAUAUAAUUUUUAAAAAGUCCUGCUCUCUAAAUGUGUCACAUAUCAACCAAAAUGGAGCAACCGUUUUAUCAUGACGACUCGUUUCUCUCUGCUUAUGGCACUCCAGACGCCGUGGCCCUGCGCGACUACAAGCUCCUAAAGCAGAGCAUGAGCGCCAGCUUUGUCGAGCCUUACCGCAACUUCAGGAGCGACUUGUACCCGGCCGGGAGCGCAGACGCCGGCUCGCUGAAACUUGCUUCUCCGGAGCUGGAGCGUCUCAUCGCGCAGAGCGGCGGAGGCGUGAUCACAAGCCCAACCCCGGGUCAGUACCACCUGUACGGUCGCUCCAUCACAGAGGAGCAGGAAGGCUUCGCGGACGGAUUCGUCAAAGCCCUGGACGAGCUGCAUAAGAUGAACCAAGUGGCGCCGCCGAACGUGUCCAUCGGCGCCGGAGGAGUGCCGCCGUCCGUGCAGCCCGACGCGCCCGUGUACGCCACGCUGAACAGCUGCAGCCCCAACACUAGCGUCCAGCAGCCCGCCGCGCCUGGCUCCUACCCCAGCGCCACCAUCAGCUACCUGCCUCACCAUCAUCAGUACCACCACCACCACCAGCAACAGCAGCAGCAGCAGCAUCACCACCACCAACAUCACCAUCACCAUCCCUUCCAGCACGCGCUGCACGUGCCGAGGCUCUCAGCGCUCAAAGAGGAGCCGCAGAUCGUCCCCGACGUGCACGGAGCCUGCGCGGACGGCUCGCCGCCGACGUCGCCGGUCGACCUGGAGGAGCAGGAGCGCAUCAAGGCGGAGCGCAAACGCCUGCGCAAUCGGCUCGCGGCCACCAAGUGCCGGCGGCGGAAGCUGGAGCGCAUCUCGCGGCUGGAGGACAAGGUGAAGGUGCUGAAGUCGGACAACGCCGGGCUGUCCAGCACCGCGUCCCUGCUGCGGGAGCAGGUAGCGCAGCUCAAGCAGAAGGUCAUGACGCACGUGAGCAGCGGGUGCCAGCUGAUGCUGACGCCAAAAAUCAAGUCGUACUGAGCAGGUCACGGACUCAUGGACACGCUGUUGGGUUUUUUUUUUUGUUGUUUUUUUCUUAUAAAAGGGGAAACACUGGAAGAUUUCUUGGUGUUAUUGCAUUGCAGCACUGAAUGAAUUCGCGCGUAUGUUUCUUGUAGAAAACUUUUAAUGUGUUGCUAUGUGUUUGUUUGUGUUUUUUUUAAAGCAUUUCCUUUAUAAACGUGUUGCUCGUAUGGUACCAGAUGAAAUGCACAUGAAAGAGAAAUGAAAGGACUGUCAGGACUGUCAGCAAAACUUCAUCAUCUUUGUGCGAGUGAUAUCCUAUGAAUACAUCCCGAUAAGUUAUUUUCACUGUUUACGUCCGGCUUAUUCCGGACUAAUCUUUACUGUAAAUGUUUUUUUUUUUUU
Pangasianodon hypophthalmus (striped catfish) is the source of this 1722-nucleotide messenger RNA. It is a transcript of the gene junba, whose product is annotated as JunB proto-oncogene, AP-1 transcription factor subunit a. Lineage: Eukaryota; Metazoa; Chordata; Actinopteri; Siluriformes; Pangasiidae. Gene Ontology annotation, cellular component: transcription regulator complex. The record is from RefSeq and is a predicted model, not a curated record. Gene Ontology annotation, molecular function: RNA polymerase II cis-regulatory region sequence-specific DNA binding; transcription factor binding; DNA-binding transcription factor activity, RNA polymerase II-specific. Bases 352 to 1335 code for a protein of 327 amino acids. Gene Ontology annotation, biological process: regulation of cell population proliferation; regulation of cell cycle; regulation of transcription by RNA polymerase II. The transcript has a single exon.